Molecule: messenger RNA, 678 nt
Organism: Macrosiphum euphorbiae (potato aphid)
Lineage: Eukaryota; Metazoa; Arthropoda; Insecta; Hemiptera; Aphididae
Source: the annotation of a GenBank genome assembly
AUGAAUUUUAAAGUAUAUCAAGGCAAAGAAGAACUAGUGAAUUCUAGUUUUGAAAAAUAUGGACUUGGGGAACGUGUGGUACUAGAACUAACAGAACGUUUGUGGAAUCAAAACCGAGAGCUUUAUUUUGAUAAUUAUUUUUCAUCUACAUUGUUAAUUCAAAAGCUGAAAGUUGAAAAAACACUGGGCUGUGGAACAAUUAGAUUAAAUCGAAAAGGGUUACCGUCAGAAAUUACAUCUGAUAAAACACUAAAUCGAGGUGACCACGAUUCCAAAUAUUUGUCAGAUGGAACUGCAUUUUUUAAGUGGAGGGACAGUAAGCCGGUACAUAUCAUUUCAAACUUCCAUGGAUCUGAAACGACAACUGUUACAAGGAAAGAAAAAAAUGGCACAUCACAUCCAGUUCCAUGUCCUACAGCAGUUGCUGAUUAUAAUCGGUUCAUGGGUGGAGUGGAUUUGGCAGACCGUUUUAGGGCAUUAUAUAAUGUGGAAAGGAAAUCACGUAAAUGGUGGCACCGUAUGUUUUUUGGUCUUAUAGACAUAUUGUUUGUAAACUCAUAUAUAGUUUAUUGUGAUUUAUUUGAGAAAAUAUCUGUUUUGCAAUUUCGGAGAGCCGUUGCACAAGGGCUUUUAACAAAUAAACAAAUAAAAAAAACCAGUCACCACAAACACCAAUAA